This is a messenger RNA of Trichoderma asperellum CBS 433.97, 1762 nucleotides long. RefSeq lists its product as uncharacterized. NCBI's taxonomy places the organism in Eukaryota, Fungi, Ascomycota, Sordariomycetes, Hypocreales, Hypocreaceae. The record is from RefSeq and is a predicted model, not a curated record.
GCUUUUGUUGUACUUGCUCACGGCUACGGCCACACGGACAGUUUGGCGACCGGCACCGGUUCUACAGGCUUCUACUCGCCGUCUACGGCCGGCGAAAGACCCUGGGUGUCGGCUUCAGGGCAGACUGGAGAUCGUCGUGGUAGCGUGGCUGGGCAGGCGCACAAAGACACUCGACGACUGUGGCAUCAUCUCGACUGCAUCUUCGUUCAAACUCUCUCUUCGUAAUUCUUUUCGCGCUCCAUGAGUCUGAGUCAAGGCUACUCUUGCUAUCGCAUACAAGCCUGGGCGGGCGGGAAUCUCAAGCUGUUUCUUGAGGGCUUUUCCUCUUCACGUUCCGUCUGGCUUCACCACUACUGACAUUAUCAUCUAGCUACCAGCUGUAAUCGACAACAUGACCAAACCUCCUUCCUCUCCGGUCGCCUCAACCGCCUCGGCAACUUCCACGAAUCCGAAUACUCCGCGCUCAAGUGAGCCACAUGAAGGAAAUUCGCAAGCAGAUCAAGAAAUUGUCGACACCGGCAAUCAAGCGGUGAUAGUUGAUGUCGCGCCUUCAUCGCCAGAGUCAUCUAGUCAAAAGAAUCAUGAUAUUCAGCCGACAUGGCCCAGUAAAAUCGACCGGACAAAAAUUCGCGCCGAGGCUUGCUGGCUUGACCAAAACUUGGAUAAUAUCUUGCUAGAUAUACACUGGGCUGGACAACAUAGCCGCGCAUUCUUGAAACUUCACACAGCCUUGCACCUUGAGGGCGUACCUGGUGCCUCUCGGCAUGGCCUCGUAAACGCCUAUAUCUUCAUAUACCCAGAGCGGAUACGCCAGCUUUCAUUCGCCUCGCAGCCCCAAUAUUCACCUUUCGGCCCACCUACUAUAGCGCUCACCUUUGAUCUUAGUAGACCACCGGCUCUCAUUCUGCCCAAGACAUACACCAGUUUGGGACCAGGAGCAAAAGACACGAUGCUUUCUCUUCGUAGCCUUAUUCAGCAGACAUGUUUCACCGUCUUCGCAUCUCUUCCGAGCAGAAUGCUCUCAUCAUCCUGGCUGCAGCAAUUUUGUCAAGAUAUUACAGAGCAUAAACUCACAACCAUUGCAUCUCUCGCAAACCUGAAAUCUCUGUACCAAGGCCAUGGUGCUCAGGUGGUUGAAGGUGAUGGUCCGUUUGAAGCCGUUAGUGACCAGGGCGAUGCUGCUGCCCCUACUGCUCAAGAGCUCCAGCUCCCAGCGUAUGAAGAGGCCAAUCCACAUUUUCCUCCUCCACGGUCUACUAAGAGAAAAAGGUCCUAUGAUGAGAGCUCUGCGAUUGGACAUGACUCCAAGUCGAUGGGAGUUGCAGCGAUGCAAGCCCUCAUUGGAGACAUGCUCGAGGCAAAGCUCACCGCUCAUGAGCGCAGGGUGGGAGCGAUGCUAUCCGAUCACGAGCACAAAGUUCAGGAGAUGCUAUCUGCUCAUCUAUGCAAGGUGAAUGAGCAAUUAGCCAUCAAUAAUUAUCAUAUUGCAGAUCAAAUCGAAUCUGUAGAAGACCGGGUAAGGAAUGACAUGGUGAAUGAGUUCACGGACACGAUCAACAAUAGGAUACUGGAAGAGAUGGAGGGAGUGCAAGAAUCUGUAAUGGAGCAGAUUACUUCAAUGCCCUUGCAAGCUCACCUGACUUUUCCCAACCAUCCAUUCCUUUAAGAUAGGGUCCACGAUUAUUGAUGAUAGCCAGCCUUGAUUGAAUAUAUAUGCUCCUGGAACGUUAAUACGCUAAUUGAUAUGAUGAUUACUUUUCCC